This is a messenger RNA of Balaenoptera ricei (Rice's whale), 2790 nucleotides long. RefSeq names its product melanophilin (gene MLPH). The record is from RefSeq and is a predicted model, not a curated record. NCBI's taxonomy places the organism in Eukaryota, Metazoa, Chordata, Mammalia, Artiodactyla, Balaenopteridae. Bases 386 to 2227 code for a protein of 613 amino acids. The transcript has 16 exons. Gene Ontology annotation, molecular function: small GTPase binding; actin binding; myosin binding. Gene Ontology annotation, biological process: intracellular protein transport. Gene Ontology annotation, cellular component: cortical actin cytoskeleton.
UCCCUGCCUUCCUCCCCGAAGUAGGCUGGGGGCGAGGAGCGGUGGGCUCUGCCCGGCACUGGCGCCUCCCGCGCGGGCGCCCCGGGUGUCCGCCCCGCGCUCCGCCGGCACCCCGAGGUGCCCGGCGCUCCCGGAGCUGGGCGGGGCGGGGCGGGGCACGGUCCUCGUGACCCGGCGGGCGCCUCCGGGACCUCGCCCCUCCCUCCGCUGCGCGCCCUGCGCCCUGCCUGGCCCGUAUCUGCCCUCCUGGCCUCAACGCGCCGCGACCCGACGCCCGGCCCGUCGCCUUGCUCUCCCUAGCAGGACCGCAGAGAGCAACCCCGGGGUCCGGGCCAGGCCGACACGCCCCGGAAAGGAGUCGGUGUGACCCUGACGAGAAGCAGAGAUGGGGAAAAAACUGGAUCUUUCCACGCUCACGGAUGAAGAGGCCAAGCACGUCUGGGAAGUGGUUCAACGGGACUUUGACCUGCGAAGGAAAGAAGAGGAGAGACUAGAGGGUUUGAAAGGCAAGAUUAAGCAGGAAAACUCCAAGAGGGAGCUGCUUCCGGACACGGCCCACCUGAGCAACACCCACUGCGCCCGCUGCCUGCUGCCCUACCGGCUCCUCGAGACGCCCAAGAGGCAAUGCCUGGACUGCGGCCUCUUCACCUGCAAAGGCUGCGGCCACACCCCGGAGGAGCAGGGCUGGCUCUGCGACCCCUGCCACCUGGCCAGGCAGGUGAAGAGGGGCUCCCUGGAGUGGUACUACGGGCACGUGAGAGCCCGCUUCAAGCGCUUCGGGGGUGCCCAGGUAGUCCGGUCCCUCUGCGGGCGGCUGCAGGGAGCAGGUUUACCUGACCGAGUGCAGAGCUCACCUGACGUCAACAGUGGGCCUGAGCCAGGCCCCGGGGGGAGAAGUGGAGACAGUGAGAAGAUGGAUGAAGACAGAGAACAGGACACAGUGGCCCAGGCCCAGCCCGCUGGAAGCAAAAAGAAGCGCGUCCUCCCCGUUCACGGCCUGGACUUCGAGGCAGACUCUGACGACUCCACUCCGUCCUGCGGGCCCCCCCCAAGCCUGUCCUUGGUCUCAGGGGCCGCGGACAACCUGCAGGACUUGGACUGGAAAGACCCACAUUCCAAGGAGCUGCCCUUUCCCAGUAAAACCUGCCAACAGGCCCCGUGUGCUCAGGCCCUCACAGAUGAGCCCUGCACAGAGGAGACCACCUCCCAGGAGCCCGUGGUCCUGGACGAGGCUGAUGCCAGGGCCUCUGGGUGCCACUCCUGUCCAGAAGGGCAGAUGGCCAGCCUCUCGCCUGCCGGACCAGACGCCCUCGCUGAGCUCUGCCUGCCGGGAAAGUCUUGCACGACGGCCCCGGGGACCACUGCGACACCUGGAACAAAGGUCCUCGGGAAUGAGCAGCUCCCAUCCCACUAUCUGGCCGACGUGGACACCUCGGAUGAAGAAAGCAUCUGGGCUCAGAGGGUGGCAUCUCACCAUCCCAGACGGAGAGGCCAGACCUUGUCUGAGAACCAGUGUCCCGCUGGCAGCAAGCCCACAGACGCCGACGUGGAAGAGGUGGCCCUAAGGAGAAGACUGGAGGACUUGAUCAGCCACGUCAGUGACCAGCGGGCCUCAUCCGAGGAGGAGGGCGAGGGUGACGGGGCGGAGCCGGGCGGCAGCACCCCCGUCGAGCACCUCCCCGGGGCCGCCCAGGAGGUGUGCACGGCUGCAGGCCAAACGCCCAGCCGGGAGAAGGGGCCCCGGGCCCCCCAGGACCCCGUGCAGCCCAGCAGGACCACAGACAAGGAGCUGUCGCAGCUGGAGGACAGAGUGGCCGCCACGGCCUCUGAGGUGCAGCGGGCAGAGAGCGAGGUUUCAGAUAUCGAGUCCAGGAUUGCAGCCUUGCAGGCUGCAGGGCUCACCGUGAGGACCUCGGCAAAGCCCCGGAGGAAAUCCAACCUCCCGGUAUUUCUUCCCCGGCUUGUUGGGAAGUUUGGCCAGAGUCCUAAGGAUCCGAAUGCAGACCCUUCGGGUGAGGUCAAGGUUGUGGCUGCACCCUAUCUUGUGAGGGGAAAGCUCGGUAAUUACCCCAAAAGUCAAGACAAAGAUGAUGACUCCUUCGAUCGGAAAUCCGUGUCCCGCGGAUCCCUGACACAGAGAAACCCCAACGGCAGGAAGGGAACCGCCAACCACAGCUUUGCGAAACCCGUGAUGACCCACCAGGCCUUAAAGGAGAGGUUCGUCUGAACGGGACAGAGCAGCAGAGUGGUGCCGGGCCUUCCUUCCCUCUACCUCGGCCUUCGUGUCCCUCCACCUGCCCCGCGUCUUCCAACGCACGCAGUCCAGUGGCGGAACGAGAAGAAACCCCAUCCGUGAGCUGACAGCGGUUCUCAGACCGUCAGCUCUUCACCCACGUUCUUUGAUGACCUCCAAGGCCGCCCCUGCCCACCUGCUCUGAUCCGUGAGAAACAUCUAAGCUGAUACGUCUUUCCUUUAGGGCAAUGUGGCUUAAGCUUUUUGAAGGACACAAAGAAGCUCUUGGGGGCUUCCCUGGUGGCGCAGUGGUUGAGAAUCUGCCUGCCAAUGCAGGGGACACGGGUUCGAGCCCUGGUCUGGGAAGAUCCCACAUGCCGCGGAGCGACUAGGCCCGUGAGCCACAACUACUGAGCCUGCGCGUCUGGAGCCUGUGCUCCGCAACAAGAGAGGCCACGAUAGUGAGAGGCCCGCGCACCGUGAUGAAGAGUGGCCCCCGCUUGCCACAACUAGAGAAAGCCCUAGCACAGAAACGAAGACCCAACACAGCCAAAAAU